This is a messenger RNA of Schizosaccharomyces octosporus yFS286, 2013 nucleotides long. Its product is annotated as mannosyltransferase complex subunit. Gene Ontology annotation, molecular function: alpha-1,6-mannosyltransferase activity. Bases 418 to 1434 code for a protein of 338 amino acids. Lineage: Eukaryota; Fungi; Ascomycota; Schizosaccharomycetes; Schizosaccharomycetales; Schizosaccharomycetaceae. Gene Ontology annotation, biological process: cell wall mannoprotein biosynthetic process; protein N-linked glycosylation. The transcript has a single exon. Gene Ontology annotation, cellular component: mannan polymerase complex. The record is from RefSeq and is a predicted model, not a curated record.
GGGCGGUGUCGAACGGCUCAACGCUCAACUACGAUUCUACGUAACCAGAACCAGUACUUUUUUGCCGUUCACAAGUGAAGGCUGGUUGAAAGGUUCCUAGCAUCACUUAUUCCUGUGCUAAGACUUUACUGAAAGCAUAAAAGAAGUAAAUAAAGUAGGUAUCUAAAGCCUUCUUGGACUGCUUUUGUCAAUUGUCUGUUUUGAAGUCAAAGAAGCUUGUAAAAUUCAGCAAAGGGUAAAUCAAUAGUGUUUUGUCACAAAGGUUACUUUAUCUCGCUGAUAUUUCAGUUUACUUUGCUUACUUUUUCGUCUGUUUUAACCAUUUUCCGGUAAUUGUCGAACCUCUUAUAAGGAACUGAAGCACAUCAAAUUUGAAUUAAUAGGUACUAUACUUGGUUAUAGAGCUGAUCCGUCAUUAUGCGUGCAUAUAACAAAUCUAGGAUUGUUGGACAACUCUUGUUUGUCGCAUUGGGAAUUGCGUUUAUUUAUUAUUUGUUUACUCCGUCCUUACAUCAAACCAAUGUCGUUAAACCUCAAAUUCCAAAGGUGGACACUGAAUCAAUCGUCGUUUACGACAUGAAUGAAAUUUCUGCGAGUGCAGAUGCUGUGAGAAAGAAGGAAGAAGUCCUUAUAUUGACCCCAAUUGCUCGCUUUUAUCCAGAAUACUGGAAAAAUCUAUUGAAGCUUACGUACCCUCGAAAUUUGAUUACUCUUGGAUUUAUCAUACCUUCCACAAAAGAUGGUACCAAAGUUCAUCGUGAGUUGAGAGCUGCUGUUCAAGCUGUCCAAAAGGGUCCUAAGCAUCAACGCUUUGCCGAUGUUAAAAUCAUGAUUCAAGAUACUGGCUUGUCCUCUGGACAAUCAGAAAAGCAGCGUCACAGUCUUGAAGUACAAAAGGAGCGUCGUUCUAAAAUUGCUGCCUCUAGAAAUACGCUUUUGUUCUCGACUUUAGGACCUAAGACUUCUUGGGUAUUGUGGUUGGAUUCGGAUAUUGUGGAAACUCCGCAAAGGCUGAUUGAGGAUAUGACUUCUUUCGAUAAAGAUGUGCUUGUAGCCAAUUGUUAUAAACGUCAUAACGGCAAUUUAAUUCCCUAUGAUUUUAAUAGCUGGGUAGACUCCGAUCAUGCUCGUAAUCUGGCUAAAGGAAUGGGUAAAGAUGAUAUUUUGUUGGAAGGAUAUGCAGAACUUGCAACAUACCGUUUGUUAAUGGCCCAUACUUACGAUAACGGUGACCCAAGAACGCUGAUGGAGUUGAAUGGUGUAGGCACUACUGCUUUGAUGGUAAAGGCUAAUGUCCAUAGAGAUGGUGCUGUAUUUCCAACUUUUCCGUUUUAUCAUCUGAUUGAAAGUGAAGGAUUUGCAAAGAUGGCAUCACGUUUAGGUUAUAAAGUUUAUGGUUUGCCAAAUUACUUGGUCUUCCAUUAUGAUGAGUAAACGGGCUAAUUUUGUCCUUAUGAAUUCUUAAUGAAUUUAAUUUUUCCUUUGAGUUUCACUACGCUAAAAUGAAGGACACCUGUGAAAACUGCUAUUUACUUAUAUUUCGUCCUCCAUAUAGAGAACGGAUGUACAGGUCGCUUCACUACCGUUCUUUUUACUUUUUUUUUGGUAAACGUUUGUAUUAUAUAUGGAUCUACGCGAUUUAAUUAGAACGUUGUGUGUUUCUGGUAAUAUUAUGGCUUUUGCAUAUGACAAAUCGUUAUGCUGGUGAUUUUGUACCUGAAUUCAUACUAUGAUAUUCUUUCUUUUCCUUUGUGAUUUACUUACGUCUGUAAUUAAUUAAUUACUCUUUUCCUGCUGCUUAGAUUGCAAUCAUCCCCUGGAUACUACUCUGUUUCUAUUAUACAUGAAUGUUUACUUGUUUCAUUCAUAAUUGUGCUUGUUUGUUUACAUGGAAAAAACUUAUGAUUACUACUAGCCUUUCUGUACAUGUCAGUCAUAUUGACUGUUCUUUCAGAAUGGCCUUGUAAGUCUCUUAAUAGAUAAAUAUAUAGAAGUCAAUUUACAUGGAUAUAG